CCUCGCCCGACACCCUCACACACCAUGCCCGCCGACGCCCGCUCCCUGCUGCGCGCCGCCUCCUCCUCCAGCGCCGCCGCGCCGCGCAUCCACGACGCGCACGCCAGCUACCACCCGCGCUCGGGCGCGCUGCGCUGCAGUGCCUGUGCCUACGCCGCCGUCAAGCACGAGGCGCUCUGGGCCGCACACGUCGCCUCCAAGAGCCACCGCGGCAACGUGGCGCGCAUCCGGGCCGAGCAGGAGCAGCAGGCGCGCGCACAGCAGCAGCAGAGCGCAGAGGCGUCGGCCAGCGGCACAAAACGCGCCGCAGACGCAGCCGGCGACGAGGCGGGCGACGAGGCACGCAAGCGCCCUCGUGCAGAGCCGGAGGCAGACGAGGCACCGGCAGCAGCUGUACCAGACGAGGCAGCAGAGGAGGAUCCGGAGUGGGCCGCCUUCGAGGCCGAGGUGCUCAAUGCGCCCGAGGCAGCCGAGGCCGCGGCGCCGCGCUACAUCGACAGCACGACGGAGGUGGCGCCGCAGCUGCGCCGGCCGGGCGGCGGCAUUGCGCCCGUGGUGCAGGAGGAGCAGCCGGAGCCGGAGAUCAAGGAGACAGAGGAAGAGAGGCGCGAGCGCCUCGAGCGGGAGGAGAAGGAGGAGAUCUUUGGACGCCUGAUGGAGGAGCAGCGCGAGCAGGAGGAGGUCGAGGAACGGUGAGUUGUGCAUGCGAGGCGUGUUCGUGUGAGCCUGCAGGGCUGCACCGGCCCCGGCGCGGAGCUUGUCAGAGCCGCCGUGCUUCGCUGGCCGCAGACACGCCGAGGUCGCCUGCACGCGCAGCAGCGCGCGGUAUGGCAUCACGGCGGCAGCCGCACCGACGACUUUGGGCUGACUCUCCACUCUAUUGCACAGCGCCACGGCCCUGCGCGCACGGCUAGAGCAGAUGCGCGCCGCACGGGCGGCGCGUCUGGGCGCCAAGGGCGCCAAGGGCGUCGGGAAGGGC
Messenger RNA from Tilletiopsis washingtonensis, 979 nucleotides. RefSeq lists its product as hypothetical. The transcript has a single exon. Gene Ontology annotation, cellular component: spliceosomal complex; nucleus. Gene Ontology annotation, molecular function: zinc ion binding; nucleic acid binding. Lineage: Eukaryota; Fungi; Basidiomycota; Exobasidiomycetes; Entylomatales. The record is from RefSeq and is a predicted model, not a curated record. Gene Ontology annotation, biological process: nuclear DNA replication; mitotic DNA damage checkpoint signaling; mitotic DNA replication checkpoint signaling. The coding region runs from base 25 to 696 and encodes 223 amino acids.